CGGGCAUUCAUGACACGGUUGCAGGAAUGACAGUUAUGGCGAUAAGCGGGCUUCAGUAGCCAUGCAAGAAGGCAAAAAUCUUAAACCUGUUCUUGUCCUGUACAACACACAUAUCAGGAUAUGUACUUGAAAUUGUUACAAGCAACGUGGGACCUAAUCGGAGGACCGAAGUGAAUUCAUGGCGCAAGCGCAUCAAGGGCAUGUGGGGGUUGUGGGCGGCUACUAUUGGAGGGAUUAUGGAUGACAGUACCGGAUGAUAGAACGGGGGAUACUGUUUGGGGCGCCAAAAAAUAAAGUGGUCGGACAAAAUGUGUGUCCAACAAGCGACGACUUCCUCUGUAGAAAAUGUGAAUUUCACUGAAAGUAACUGGACUGUUGUUCACGUGCGUGUUGUGCGGAAACGACAGACAUGUAGUAUUAUUGCCGUAGUACCGGUGACCCUUAACGCACGAUACUGACUGUAAUCGACAGAAAAGCAACACAUACAUUGUCCCCUUGCAGCCGCAUGUGCCGAAAAAGCUGUUAGCACCACUGCCAUGCUGCCGUAAUGGGGUAUCUAGAUUCCGGACCCCCGUGGCAGCAAACAGAACAAGGAGCCCCUUGGCAACCCACAGAGUACGACAAACAAAUCCUGUUUCGACAUCUUCGAGUGCACUUCGUUUUUUUGAGAGAGUCCUCAGACCAGUAACCACUGAAAUGCUCAAAUAUUGUGGACAUUUCUUCGUUUUCGGCAAAUGCCAAUUGUUAAAGUGGGCCCUGCUCAGGUUACAACGCCAACUCCAGCAACCUGCGUCGGUUCGGGGCACCUUCCCUAAUGAUAUCGGAGAGCCAGCUUCAGUUGGCUUCUUGCUGCUGGCACCGGAGUCAAAAUUCAGCAUCAUCAGAAUGUAGUCACUUUUGCGAUACUCUUACGUCGACUGCUCACCCAAAGGAGAACUCACCUUUCGUCGCUUCGUGUGAGUUGUUAUUCUUUACGUGGUGACGUACCGGCGGAUUCCUGAAGUGCAGGUGUGGUGCGUAAGCCGUACGAUAAUGAGCUUUCUCUUAUACCUACAACAGAGACAUGGGUAAUGCAUGCCUAUAUCUUCUGGCUGUUACGCUAGCCCUCUGCGUGCAUGCUAGAGGAAACGGACCUUUGGGUAUCCAACGCUAAAUAGGCCGGUGACCAGAAAUAGCGACCGCCAUUGCCUCAGUAAGUCCACAUCGUACGUCUGUUCUCUCCUCCAACUUUAGGUUUGCACAGCUAGAUCGAGGCGCUGACCACAGUUGUAUUAUAUUGACGUUGUUCUCCUCCUGAGCAGUGCUCUUUAAAAGAACUGACACAAACACACCAACAUCUUGUUCGGAAGGUUUGAAAAUCGCGGAUUGCGCCACGAGAGAAUCCAUCUGGCUAUUCCCGCCAGACGUACACCAGGGGGAGUUGUAAACACAGCUUGCGUGGCCCCGUGUACGCUUCCCAUCUUUCAUGCGUAUUUUGUACCAGGGGUCUUCAAAGGUUCUCUCUAGGUACUGCUCUACCUACCUGACAGCCGCACGGGUUUAUUGAUGAGCAAGGGCAAACUACACUACGCUAACCUCCGGGGGCUGGCGUCUCGUAACAAUGGUGGUGGAAAAACAGGCUACAAUGUGGCAGCACGAUCACCCACCCGCCCGGGCGCCUGCCACCGCUUUGAGGGGCUGCCUUUUGUGCCGGGUGCCGCAGAGGUCGCUUUUCAUGUUACUCUGAAUAACACGGGCAAAAUAAAACGAUGAGAAAACGCGGAAAUCACACAGCCACCGGCGAGACCGAGGAGCCAUGUACCUGCUUAGGAAACAGCAGACAUACGUAGCGUUCCACCUCUAGAAGUGUCAUCAAAGAGAAUCUGCUAUUUGUUGGACAGUAGUUUACCAGUUAUUGUGACAAGCUCACUACACGCGAGUGACGCGCGCCAAAAACAGGGACACCAAGCUGAUGCCAUGAUGAAAACGAAUUACAAUUUCUAAUAUGCGCAGGAUACGUACAUUAGCGCUUUCACUGAACUUGUGUCCUAAAGCUCCAUCUAUUUGUUGACAACCGCAUCUUCUUUGUGUGCAAAUACGCACAGGCUAGAAUUCCGCCAGGUGGCGAGUUUUUUUGCAAGAGUUAUCUGUUUGGCCCCCUGCUAGUCCGGAUCGUUUCUGUUUCAGCAGAUAUAUGCUUAUCCAGGUUGACUCGCGGGUCGCGUAAUGCCAUACAUGUGACAUGCAAUUCCCGUUUUCGGGAUUAUCGUGCAGGUCUUGUCUGCUUUGGUUGUGGCUGACCUCCAGAUGCCGGACGAUUUCAACAACUGAAUGUGCGUAAAUCACAACGGGAUGUGCGGCGAGUCACCGGGGGUGUGAAAUGGGUUGUUGCAUAAACAGAAUUUUCUUCGUCAUGAUAUACCACGUCCUCUUCGGUGCUCCUGUAAAUGAUAGUAGUUUUUUCUUGCUGACUCUACGCUUCACGAACUGAAUAUUCUGGUAGAGCCUGUGUCCAAGACGUUGGCGUCAGAGGGGUUCCCUGCGUUUUCCUCCGCUGUCGUCUACUGCGCUAUUGCGAGGGGUCAGAGCGGCCGCCUGUGUGUUGCUUUGUGUUUUGAUUCUCGCAUUUAAGAAUCCAGGAAAACAAACUUGCAGUCCGUGUACAACACUGCAGUCUAUCAUCCCGUGUCUUUUUGCCCCCCAGCUACAUGGUAAAGCGGGGUGACGCCUGUGCUCGACGUUCAGCUUUGAACCCGCGGUUCCUGCUAUGAAAGCGACGUGGUCUUGGUUUCCAAUCCGCAUCGUCACAGAAUUACUGAAAUCGAAGGUGCCUCACUUAUAAAGAGUGAUGGAUUGUAAUCCGAAAGACGUUUGUUUUUGUUGGGGUUGUUUGCAAUGAAGAAAACGCCUGAUUCGUGUCUUCGAUCCACCGAAUGCGUCUCGGUUCUUUGUGACACGGGCUCUCUCCGUCCACGUAGGACGGCUAACCCUUUUUACUUGGGCUGCCACCCGUAGGAACUUUUUUCAUUUUGGAAAGCGAGCGCAUCUUCCAGCGAUGCAAUUUGUGUCUCGCAUUUAGGGUCACUGUCGGGAAGGGCUCGUCCGUAUUGUCUCCGCUCCAACGACCGAACGCACAAGUUAGCAGGCUGACCAUCCCGUCCAAUCAACGACCUCGAUAGAGUGUUUGUGGAUUGUUUAAUUCCCUUUAGUGUUUGUGGAUUGUUUAAUUCCCUUUGUAAGCGUCCAUCGUCACAGAUUCGGAUCCCAUUCCGGUGACUGAGAGAGACCUAGGCAAUAGCUCGAGUUUCUCGCGUACUACCGACUGGCGACGACUCUAACCCAAGGCCUUCGUGGUCUAUAGUUGCGCAUUUAGCAUUUCUAGCCUCUUUAGAUUCAGGAAAAUGGAUAUCCGAGAAACGAGUAGCAUGGAGCUGGACCGUAGGCCGCUGGGCAUGCCUAGCACCUAUCCGGACAAGUCGGUGUUGAGCCUCAGCGAGGCGUAUCCCAUUCUGAACCCCCUGUACUCGAAAAUCGAGACCGAAUACAACGCACUUCCCUGGCUUCAGUGGACCGUUGAACGCUACCAUUUCGCCCCCAUCGCAGUAACGCUUUAUCUUCUCUUUUGUUACUUCGGCACGAGAUGGAUGAAGAACAGACCAGCGUAUGAUCUCAGGCGCCCACUGAAAUACUGGAACUUGUUUCUCGCCAUUUUCAGUUUCAUGGGCAUGAUCCGCGUCGUCCCCCACUUGUUCGAGAUUUUGCGGCGGUGGGGCUUUGAGGUUUCCAUCUGUUCCCCACCGGUCUUCACGUAUGGCCACGGGGCGAGCGGCUUGUGGAUCUUUUUGUUCAUCUAUUCCAAGUACUUUGAGCUUCUGGACACUCUGUUUAUCGUCCUCCGAAAACGACCUCUCAACUUUUUGCACUGGUAUCACCACGCGACAGUCCUGUUGUACACCUGGGAUGGUUACUGUGUAGAGCAGCCCGCCGGUAUAUACUUCGUUGCGAUGAACUACAGUGUCCAUGCGAUCAUGUACUUCUACUAUUUCCUUGCUGCCCAGUUACAGCGGCCACUGCCGUGGGGCAUCUUUGUGACGAUAGCUCAAAUUUCCCAGAUGUUUGUGGGAAUGGGUGUCACAUGUGUAUCGCUGUAUUACUCCUUCGCGUACCCUCUGGUGAAUAAGUGGACGGGUUGGGAGUUCACGGACCCCAUGACACAUGGCCAAUAUAUCAGUGCUCGCAAUCUCGUUUACGGCCUCCUUAUGUAUUCCACGUAUCUGUAUCUUUUCGCGGAGUACUUCUUCAAGCGAUACGUCUCGAAGGCCUCCCACAAGAAAAUCCAGGCGGAAAAGGCUCAGUAGAGGACAGGGUGCAGAGUGAAGAUAACCCAGGUCCCAACUCCCAUUCGUCCGCCUUAUUGCUGUACCCCCCGAAACUCCGGAUAACGGUGGCGCUGCAGAAUUUGUUGGACGGCUACUUAGAGGCGGAAAGAGGUCUCUAAGUUCGCGCCCGCCGUCUGUGGACACACCAGAUCGUGUCAGUGUGUGGCCAGUACUCGACCUGUAGACUCUACGAGCCACGGUGACGUUCCAGGCCGUUUUUGUCGCAUUUGUUUUGUUUAUUGCCACGCGUUCCUCCCCUGCCGUCGGCAACGUGUUCCAAAAUUUGGACCACUCGAGCAGUGUGACAGCUCUAUUUCCUUGUUCGACCUCUCAGGUACUGCCUCUAACUCGUCUGGAAGAAAAACUCUGUUUCUUUGGUGUGAUCCCUGGGUUCGCCAAGACCCGCACCGUCAUCACCGUGACAGAAAUGCCAAUAUAGGUGAUCCGUGAUCGAUGCGAGGUCCGGCAGAAGAGAACUGUUCUGAAGACUAAAUCGGUUCAAAUCAGUACUUUCCCA
Toxoplasma gondii ME49 is the source of this 4875-nucleotide messenger RNA. Its product is annotated as integral membrane protein, GNS1/SUR4 family protein, putative. The transcript has 5 exons. Gene Ontology annotation, cellular component: endoplasmic reticulum membrane. Gene Ontology annotation, molecular function: fatty acid elongase activity. The coding region runs from base 3381 to 4337 and encodes 318 amino acids. Lineage: Eukaryota; Apicomplexa; Conoidasida; Eucoccidiorida; Sarcocystidae. Gene Ontology annotation, biological process: fatty acid elongation, saturated fatty acid; fatty acid elongation, monounsaturated fatty acid; sphingolipid biosynthetic process. The record is from RefSeq and is a predicted model, not a curated record.